This is a messenger RNA of Fopius arisanus, 1307 nucleotides long. RefSeq lists its product as uncharacterized. Gene Ontology annotation, molecular function: odorant binding; olfactory receptor activity. The record is from RefSeq and is a predicted model, not a curated record. The transcript has 7 exons. Gene Ontology annotation, biological process: sensory perception of smell; detection of chemical stimulus involved in sensory perception of smell. Lineage: Eukaryota; Metazoa; Arthropoda; Insecta; Hymenoptera; Braconidae. Gene Ontology annotation, cellular component: plasma membrane. The coding region runs from base 5 to 1273 and encodes 422 amino acids.
AUCAAUGGUUGCCCCAAAAAUCGUAAUGAAAAGAAAAAAUGGGUUCCCAAUAGAGAAGAGUUAUUUGCACUUCAAUUUCCGGUGUUUGACCUGGCUAGGUAUCUGGAACCCGUACGAAAAAGGAAUCAAGUACUGGCUUUACCAAAUCUUUUGGGCAUACGUUGUGAUUGUGGUGAUGGCACUGAGACUGAUGAAUAUUCUUGUGCGGGGAGUCAAUGCAGAUAAUUCAGCGCAAUUUCUUCAAGAGUUUGCACUGUUGGCUGUUGAAACAGCUGAUACAAUCAAGUACAUCGCUUUUCUAUUCCAUCGAGACCAAGUGCUGGAGCUGUCUGAUGCGUUUAAUUGGGAAAGACAUUUGCCAGGGACUGACGAAAUUAGGCAAUACCGAAACAGAGUGCUCACCAGAUCAUUGAGGUCCUCCAAGACAUUCACCAUCAUCAUCAUCAUCACUCUCCUGCAAUACUUCACGUUUUCCUUCUACUCUGCCUUUUGUGAGGCUGAUUACAAGGUUGAAAAGCUGCCCAUAGGGGUUCCACCCAUGAAGUACUGUUUCAUUUUGAAGAAUUUCUGGUUUGCAUUCGUCUGCGACUACAUAUCAUUCACACAACUCGGUCUGAUUGCCGUUGCUCAUGACGCAUUUAUCAUGGCUGUGAUGAUAAACGUCAAAGCACAGCUGAAGAUCCUCAAUUUUCGGAUGGAGCGCUGUCACCUGGUAGUUCAUGAAGACCCCAAAGAUGACGAAGAAUCAGACAUCAUUGAUUUCGAAUGCGAUGUCAAAAGGAACAGCAAGGAAUGCAUGUCGAAUCCGAAUGAAGAACUCAUCGAUUGCAUCAAGUUUCACCAACAAAUUGUCAGGACAUUGGGAAUAUUCAAAAAAAUUUACAACAAAGCCCUUUUGCCUCAGCUGACCAUCAGCUUACUGCUAAUUACUGUGCUUCUACUGCAGAUGAUUCUGGGCAGGGAAGGAAAUAGUGCUGAUGCUGUAGUUGCAGUGGGAUUUUUAAUCCCAGUUUUGCUCCAAUUGCUGACAUUUUGUUGGGGUGGCAAUAUGAUUCUGGUGGAGAGCGAUAAAUCAAGCAAUUCUUUGUACAUGUCUCAUUGGUAUGAAGGAAACAGAACCUUCAGGAAUAAUGUGAAAAUAUUUAUUGGUGCUAUUAGGAAACCGCUGAUAGUCAGUGCUGGUGGUCUCUGCGAUUUAUCAGCUGUUACUUUCAAAAAUAUUCUCAGUAAAGCAUAUUCCGGAGUAGCUGUUCUACAAAAUAUGAAUGAAUAAGCAGUGCAUCUGGUUUCGAGUAGUUUCAAUAGUC